CCUUUAACUUUGGAUUGCAAUAGUCCCGAAGAAGAAAUUGUGCCGUUCUCACUUCCGAAACAACCGACAGUGCAACAACAUGGACGCAAAGGCUGAAUGUACGCAGGGAAUUGGGGUUGCCGGCGAAAGCGGCGCCUUCAAGAUACAAGAGCGACUUCAGAAGCGGCACCAGGAGAGGGCAGAGGAAGCCGAGCGGAGGAAGGAAGCCAAAGAGAGCCGGUCAGUCGCGGAGGAAAAGGGCGAGUAUUUCUCCAGCACUUUCGACACAGAGCGAGCGUCUAUCGAGGAGCUGCUCUCCAGCUGCACCGGAGCUGACCGGGCUGUGGUGACCCAAACACUGGAGGAGGCGACGGUCAAAACGCUCCAGCUGCAGAAGUUUCUGAACGACAGCAUGUUGUUUCUAACGCAGUACGAGCUGAGACGGGCUCAGGAUGCUCUCCAGAAACUCCAAACCUCCUCCGCUGAGAUCAGAGAGGAGGCCCUGCCCAAGAAGAAGUUUGCCUUUCGAGCUCGCAGUAAAGCCACAGAUAAAGUGUCUGCACCAGAGUCAGACACUCCUGCAGCUUCUGUUAGCACCAAGGUGGCUGUAGCUCCUGCAGUGUCUGUGCAGUGUGGCUUCUCCAACAUGAACAAUGUGUGUCUGACAAAGACAGCUGAGGAGAUCCAUAAACAAGAUGUGCUGUUGACUCACCUGACUAACUGCAAGGUCCGUCUGUUUGGGUCCCCCAGCACACUGCACAUGAAACACAUCGACAGCUGUGAGAUCCUGUGUGGGCCCGUGUCCAGUUCAGUAUUCAUUGAUCACUGUAGAGACAGCACUCUGGCCAUCCCUUGUCAGCAGCUGCGGACCCACAACACCCAGGACACACGGGUGUAUCUCCACGUCACCAGCCGAGCCAUCAUAGAGGACUGUCAUGGAGUCAGCUUCGCCCCGUUCUCCUGGUCUUAUCCCACCCUGAAGGAGGACUUUAUUGUCUCUGGUUUAGACCAGAACAGAAACAACUGGAGCCAGGUGGACGACUUCCACUGGCUCGCUGCAGGAACGCCUUCCCCUAACUGGACAGUCAUCCCAGAAGAAGAUAGGAAAACCAACUGGGAACUUUAGAAUUUAACCUUUUUGAUUUUCCAAAGUAUGUACAUGCCAAUCAAACCACACGCACAGUUUUUCUUUUCAAGUCGGUUCAUUCUAUAUUCUGGUUUGGGGUAUUGUUGGAUUAUAUUCUUCUGCUUACGCUUCCCAAACAAUUGAAACUAAAGGGCAAAAUGCAAAACUCUUAAAAAUAGCAGUGCAAGAUGCUUCACACAGAAAAAGCUGGACUCGUCAACAUUAGAUUAAUGCCUUUUUUCUGUAUUAUUCAGAAAGUGGUAUAUGUUUGAAGUUUGCACAAUGUCUGGUAGAUCCUAUUGUAAAUAGGCCCAUAUUGGUAAUGUUGUAUAUGUCGGCCAAUAAGUAACAAGAAUUUGUUUAAUUCUUUCAGCAGCUUUUAUCAACUUUCAAAUAUUGAUAUCAGUCUCAAAAGUCCAGUACUUGUCUGGCUCAAAUUUCUGGGUACUCCAUAUUUUAAAACUGUGAACCUCCCGCUGAUUUAAUUCUUACAGAUUUCACCAGUGAGAAUUGCU
Cottoperca gobio is the source of this 1620-nucleotide messenger RNA. It is a transcript of the gene tbcc, whose product is annotated as tubulin folding cofactor C. Gene Ontology annotation, molecular function: tubulin binding. The record is from RefSeq and is a predicted model, not a curated record. Gene Ontology annotation, cellular component: cytoplasm. Gene Ontology annotation, biological process: tubulin complex assembly; post-chaperonin tubulin folding pathway. Lineage: Eukaryota; Metazoa; Chordata; Actinopteri; Perciformes; Bovichtidae.